This is a messenger RNA of Heterotrigona itama, 1073 nucleotides long. The record is from the annotation of a GenBank genome assembly. NCBI's taxonomy places the organism in Eukaryota, Metazoa, Arthropoda, Insecta, Hymenoptera, Apidae.
UAGAACUUUCCAAAAUUGAUAGAAGGCGCAAGAAGCAAACUAAAAUAUUUUUCAGAAACGCGAGACAUAAAAUUUCACAUAAUCAUUGACUAUCUGUUAUAUUUUUAGUUACAAACAAAAUAAUCAUAUGUAUUUUAUUUUCAGUCAAUACAAAAAUUUGAUUUUAAUAAUUUAAGGAAUUUUAUCAUUCUAAAUAUAGCAGUUUCGCCAUCUAGUAAAUUUUUCUGGAAAUAAAUACUACCGGAUGUAGAUGAUUUUGCCAUCUAGUGAAUAGUUAGAACAUCUUAACGCAGCUAAUAUGUGUUUGACUCCGGUGUUGACCGUUUUUGGUUAUACGGCUAAAGUCUGUGCGUUACGUUUGAUUUUUAUAAUAAAUAAUUUAAAAUGUCAGAAGUUUCAAUGACAGAAACACCGAAUUUACGGAAGGUAGACUUAACUACUUUAAAUCUCCAACAACUAACAGUGUUGAGGCAACAAUUGGACCAAGAACUCAGUAUUUUCCAAGAUUCGUUGCAAACAUUAAAAAUUGCUCAAAGUAAAUUUCAAGAGUCAGGAUCAUGCCUCGAGAAGAUUACUCCAUCCAUGGAGGGUAAUGAAAUUCUCGUGCCACUAACUGGAUCCAUGUACGUGGUUGGAAAACUAGUAGACACUAAUAAUGUUCUAAUUGAUAUUGGAACUGGUUAUUAUGCUCAAAAAAAGGUUCUUGAUGCAAAGGAUUACUUUGAUCGAAGAGUGGCUUAUGUCACCGAGCAAAUGGAAAAGAUUCAGCAAUUGGGUCUUGAGAAAAGUAAAGUUAGAGAUGCGACAAUGGAUGUAAUAGAAAUGAAACUUCAAAAUCAAGUGCCCAAGGAUGAUGCAGAACAGAAUUUUACAAUUACAAAUAAUGAUUCUGUAUAUUUAAAGUAUGAGCUAUUACAUUGUGCAAUGACAGAAAGAGACACUAUCUUAAUUGAUCAGGAAGAGUGGAUGAAAAAUUUUAGGAGAAAGAAAGACGAAUGUAACGAAGGUGAAUUUUUUAUUUGUUUUUCACUUAAGUAAAACUUCAUUCACAAACAAUAACAGCUUUUAUCUAA